CACUUGAAUGUGACCGCUUUUAUUUUUUAUUUUUUUUUGCUGCAGCAGUGAAACUGAAUGAUCCAGAAGCUUAUCACGCAGACUUCUAACAGUGUUUCUUUUCGUUUUAUAUUCGACUUACUUUAAAUUUCCCAGCAGAGCGGCUUAAAAUAUGUCCAGGAGACGACAUAGCGACGAGAAUGAUGGUGGCCAGCCUCACAAAAGGAGGAGAACAUCAGAGCCCAUUGAGAUUGAAGACCGCCUGGAGUCACUGAUAUGUCUUGUAGGGGAAAAGAGUACAUCGUCCCUUGAGAGUAACUUGGAGGGCCUCGCGGGUGUUUUAGAGGCAGAUCUUCCAAACUACAAAAAUAAAAUCCUGCGCAUUUUAUGUGCUGUUGCCCGCCUCUUACCUGAGAAGUUGACUGUGUACACAACUUUAGUUGGCCUCCUCAACGCCAGGAACUACAACUUCGGGGGCGAGUUUGUUGAGGCCAUGAUCAGACAGCUCAAGGAGACGCUAAAAAACAACUUGUACAAUGAAGCUGUUUAUUUGGUGAGGUUUCUGUCUGACUUGGUCAACUGUCACGUGAUUGCUGCUCCCUCGAUGGUUGCAAUGUUUGAAAACUUUAUCAGUGUUACUCAGGAGGAGGACGUACCGCAGGUUCGGUCAGACUGGUUUGUAUAUGUUGUUCUGUCUUGCCUGCCCUGGGUUGGUAAGGAGCUUUAUGAGAAGAAGGACGUUGAGAUGGAUCGGCUACUCAGUCAGAUUGAAGGCUACCUCAAGAGGCGAGUAAAGACGCAUGUCUCUAUGCUGCAGGUGUGGACAGCAGAAAAACCUCACCCACAAGAGGAGUACCUGGACUGCCUCUGGUCCCAGAUUCAGAAGCUGAAGAAAGACCGCUGGCAGGAGCGUCACAUCCUGCGCCGUACGACAUGCUUUGACAGCGUGCUUUGUGAGGCACUGCAGCACGACCUGCCCCCCUUCACACCACCGGGACACAUGCCAGAUGCCCAGUAUCCCAUGCCACGGGUUGUGUUCCGCAUGCAGACGUUUCUCCCCGCUCUCCCCCCUCAGGGUCCUGUUAUGCCCGGUAGCCAUUCUGUGGAAAGAUGUGUCAUAGAGGAAAACCUGCACUGCAUCAUAAAGACCCACUGGAGAGAAAGGAAAACCUGUGCAGCUCAGUUACUCAGCUAUCCGGGGAAAAAUAAGAUUCCGCUCAAUUAUCACAUCGUGGAGGUGAUCUUUGGAGAACUUUUCCAGCUGCCGUCUCCACCUCACAUUGACGUCAUGUACACUACAUUACUUAUUGAACUCUGCAAACUGCAGCCAGGAUCGUUACCCCAAGUUCUGGCUCAAGCUACAGAGAUGUUGUAUAUGAGACUGGACACCAUGAACACCACCUGCAUAGACAGGUUAAUAAAUUGGUUUUCUCACCAUCUGAGCAACUUUCAGUUUCGAUGGAGCUGGGAUGAUUGGGCCGACUGCUUGACCGUGGAACUAGAUAAACCCAAACCCAAGUUUGUCAAAGAGGUUCUGGAGAAGUCCAUGAGACUCUCGUACCAUCAGCGGAUAGUGGACAUUGUCCCGUCCACUUUCUCGGCCCUCAUCCCAGCUGAGCCCAUAUUCAUUUACAAAUACGGAGAAGAAACCGGUUCUGCGUUGCCCGGUUACCCGAUGUCCAUCACUGUAGGAAAUGCCAUCAAGAACCGAGCGUCCAACGAGGAGAUCCUGGCCAUACUUAAAGAACUGCCCAACCCCAACCAGGAAGAUGAUGACGAUGAGGGUGAGACUUUCAAUCCCCUGAAAAUCGAUGUUUUCCUCCAGUCACUCCUCAACCUGGCAGCCAAGUCCUUCAGUCACUCCUUCAGCGCUCUGGGCAAGUUCCUCGACAUCCUGAAGGCCCUGACAGACAGCGACGAGGGGAAACUGCAUGUCCUCCGGGUGGUUUAUGACGUCUGGAGGAACCACCCACAGAUGAUCGCGGUGUUGGUGGACAAAAUGAUUCGGACGCAGAUCGUGGACUGCGCCACCGUGGCGAACUGGCUCUUCUCUCAGGACAUGGCUCACGAGUUCACCAGACUUUUCACUUGGGAGAUCCUGCACUCGACCAUCCGAAAAAUGAACAAACAUGUCCAGAAGAUCCAAAAGGAGCUGGAGGAGUCCAAAGAAAAGCUGGAGAAGCAGCAGCAUAAGAGGCGGGACAGCGGCGAUGACGAAGACAUGGACAAGAACAGCGAGGACGAAGAGGGUCAGCUGGAGGAGCAGAUCGAGAGGCUGCAGGAGAUGGAGUCGGCUCAGAGCGAACAGAAGAACCUUUUCCUCGUCAUCUUCCAGCGUUUCAUCAUGUUGCUGACGGAGCAUUUGGUCCGCUGUGAGACGGGCAGCGUGGACAUCAGCACGCCGUGGUACAAAAACUGCAUCGAGCGGCUGCAGCAGAUCUUCCUGAUGCAUCACGUGACCAUCCAGCAGUACAUGGGAACGCUGGAGAACCUGCUGUUCACAGCUGAGCUCGACCACCACAUCCUGGCCGUGUACCAGCAGUUCUGUGCUCUGCAACUCUGAGAUGCACAAAACCGACAACCAGCUCCUCCUCUUUUUGUUUUUGUUUUUUUUUCUGUUUGGUGAAUGUUGUGCAAACACACGGACAUCUACCAUGAGUAGGAAUUCAAACAAAACCCUCAAAAAUCUGCUGUUGUUGUUUUUAUUUUUGUUUGAUUUACUGUUUUUUGUUGUUUUGUUUUUUUUAUUACAAAUUUUUGCAUAGUACUUGUAUUCAUAUGAAUGCUUUUUUUUUUUUUUUUUUAACAUGCGUUCUGAGUGCAGACGGAGCUGGAAAAUGAUUAUAGGAUGACUCUGAGUGCUCAACUUUUUUUAUAUUUGUUUUAUGUGGAAUCAGGAAAUAAUUAAAACUCUCCAGAGUCUUUAUCCAAAUGCUUGUUUUGUGAU
Messenger RNA from Thalassophryne amazonica, 2926 nucleotides. RefSeq names its product nuclear cap-binding protein subunit 1 (gene ncbp1). The record is from RefSeq and is a predicted model, not a curated record. Gene Ontology annotation, cellular component: nuclear cap binding complex; nucleus. NCBI's taxonomy places the organism in Eukaryota, Metazoa, Chordata, Actinopteri, Batrachoidiformes, Batrachoididae. Gene Ontology annotation, molecular function: RNA cap binding; mRNA binding; protein binding. Gene Ontology annotation, biological process: regulation of mRNA processing; nuclear-transcribed mRNA catabolic process, nonsense-mediated decay; mRNA export from nucleus.